AUGUCUUUUUCACAGAAUUACAUUUUUUCCUUCUGUCAAUUCGGGCAUUUGAAGAUGGCUUAUGGUUCGAUUAGUCACCUUGGUCACCCUCCUUGCUUUAUUACAAGUGGCUCUUGCUGCUUUCUUCGAAGAUGGGUUUACCGUAUCAGAGAUGGUUCUUAUUUUAUUACUGUGGAUGACAAAGAUUAUGAAUCACCUGUUUUCUUGCUCCCUGAUGGAAGAUCCCUGGAGCAAGUUUGGCACAUCAAAUACGUUGACGAUGACCAUGUCGUCAUCAUGAAUCCAGCGACUAAGCGUUCCCUCGGAGUGCAAGAGGCUCGCUCCGGUGCCUUUAUUUUCGCUGCCUGGUAUGAACAGCAAUGGAAGCUCACAAAGAGUGGAGAAAAAGAAGAUCACUACAAUAUUGUCUACCCCGAGCAGGUUGAUGGCGAGGAUCUUUCUAUCGGUGUCUCGUCCGCCCGAGUCUAUCCUCCUCUUGUUGCUCUUCAUGGAUCUCCAAGGCGCACAAUUCAUUGGGAGCUUGAUAGGUUUGGUCCCCCUGAAUCCCGCGGCUCUGAGAGGGAAAUCCCCCGCUUCCGCUCCCAGUUGAGAUGGUAAUGGGACUAAGGAUCGAGGACCUAAAACUUGCUCCAUCAAAAGCAAUAAAUGAUUGUUAAUGUCACUCAAAAUGGG
Lobosporangium transversale is the source of this 672-nucleotide messenger RNA. RefSeq lists its product as hypothetical. The transcript has 2 exons. The record is from RefSeq and is a predicted model, not a curated record. NCBI's taxonomy places the organism in Eukaryota, Fungi, Mortierellomycota, Mortierellomycetes, Mortierellales, Mortierellaceae. The coding region runs from base 1 to 597 and encodes 198 amino acids.